UGAUUCAAAAGGAUUGUCUGUUCAGUGCUGUUAAACAAAACAUCAGGAUGACUUUAUUAUGUGAUUAUUCUCCAAUUAAUUUAACAUUCUGCAUUGUGGGGGAUAAAUAAUGUUUUAUGUUUUCCUCUAGCAUGGCAGGAGAUGGUAUGUCAGUAUAAGGAGUCAAUCAAACGGAAAUAUGAACAUAGGAAUGAGAGCAGUUUCUCCUCUGGUGAAAGAGUCUCACUGGCUGCCCUCUACACUGAACCUGUGAUUAUUCAGAAAAAUAAAAAAGGCGGUUUUCAGAAUAUCAGUGUGGAGGAGUUGUUUAAUAAGUCAGACAUACAUAUGUAUUAUCCAGCAUCUGUCAUUCUUCAAGGAAAUUCUGGUAGUGGAAAAUCAUUCAUAUCUCAAAAGAUUAUAUUGGACUGGGCAUCUGGAAAUCCUUACCUUAGACACUUUAAUCUGGCUUUCUACCUGAGCUGUGAAGAGCUGAAGUGUAUUUCUGAGGAGAUGAACUUGAUUGAGCUCCUGAGCUGGAAUUGUGGUUUAUCGCCAGAUCAGAUCUCAAACAUGUUACAGAACUCAACACAGAGAGUGCUUUUCAUCAUUGAUGGAUUUGAUAAGCUUAGAUUCAUGCAUUGUGAACUCUGCAUAUCAUCCAAAUUCCAGAGAGCCCCACCUGAGCUCAUAGUUUGUUCCAUUCUUAGUAAACAAAUCCUGCCCAGAUCUGUCCGGCUGAUCACUACUAGAACUGAGGUCCCACAGGGAAUGUUUCUCAAAGGACCUCAGCGUUUCACAGAGAUUAUGGGUUUCUCUGAGAAGGGGGUGGAGGAGUACUUCCAGAAGUUCUUCCAGAAUGAGGAGCUCUUUAGGAAAGCCUAUGAAUGUGUGAGAGUAAAUGAAACUCUCAUCACUGCCUGCUCCAUCCCUGUCAUCUGCUGGAUCAUCUGCACAGUUAUGCGAGAGAGGUUUAGUAAUGGUGCAGAUGUGACGAGUGUCCUGGAAACCACCACCUCCAUCUACAUUGACUUUGUGUCCACUCUACUGGAGCAUCACUGCCAGGGUUUGAGUCAGUCUGUCCCGAGCCUGCUGAGGAGUCUGGGUCAGCUGGCAGAGAGAGGGAUGCUGGAACAACAAGUCUUGUUUGAUGAAAAAACUGUUUAUGACACAAUUUCAGACCCUGCUGACAACCCAUUCCUGUUCAAGUUCCUCUUAAAGAGAAAAAUCCACCAGGAGACAAUGUUCAGUUUCAUGCAUCUCAGCUUUCAGGAGUUCUUCACUGCUCUCUACUAUGUCCUUCUGGAUGAAGAAGAGUCUCAGAGGAAAGUGAGAGAGCUGCUUCAGACUGUAGAGAGAGGAUGGGCUUUGUCCUGUUGGUCUGAUAGAGAAGUAAGACAUGCAAAUCUGCUGCAACCUGUGAUUCUGUUCCUCUGUGGUUUCUGUAAGAAAGAAUCAAUCUCCUCAUUUUUUGAAAAGCAUAACAUAACCCUUCCAAUUAACAUAGAAACCCAGCUUAAGGAAUGGAUCAUUCAGUGUUCACAGAGAUAUCAAAAUGAACACAUGCUGUUCAUUCUCCAUUGUCUCUAUGAGCUCCACGAGAAGAACUUCAUUGGGAAAGUUUUGGAACAUUUGGUUUUGAUAGAUCUGUCUAAUAAGCCACUGAAAAGAACAGACUGUUGGGUGUUGAAAUAUGGUUUAAAGUGCUGUGAACACAUCAGAAACCUGAAAAUCCACGAAACGUCUCAUAAUCUGAAGAACCUCCAGCAUGAAGAAAGAGAAAACAGUAAGUGUAUACACAUGAUCGUAUUCAUAACUGCACGCACCUGGGAAAAAUAA
Messenger RNA from Cyprinus carpio (common carp), 1818 nucleotides. Its product is annotated as NACHT, LRR and PYD domains-containing protein 1 homolog. Bases 142 to 1818 code for a protein of 558 amino acids. Gene Ontology annotation, biological process: innate immune response; regulation of apoptotic process; inflammatory response. Lineage: Eukaryota; Metazoa; Chordata; Actinopteri; Cypriniformes; Cyprinidae. The transcript has a single exon. The record is from RefSeq and is a predicted model, not a curated record.